AUGGCUCCAUUCCACGAUGACGAUUCGGAGGCUCCAGAAUAUAAUGAUCGGGCAUACAAACGUCAGCUCGGUGGAUGGUUGAGCUAUGCUUUCGCCAGUGAAGUGUUCGUCAUCGUUUCCUUAACGCUAUUCCUACCCAUCUGUCUCGAACAAUUUGCUAGAGACAACGGCUUUCUUCUACCCGACCGCACGCAACCUUGUACGUCCGCCCUUCCAACUCCUGCAAAGGCGCCGAAGGGUGAAGAAGAACGCUGCGUGGUGAAGCUUGGAUGGAUGUGGAUAGAUAGUGCGAGCUUCAGCUUGUAUGUCUAUUCUAUAUCUGUCGCAUUACAGGCUCUCACUGUCAUCUCCAUGGGCGGAAUUGCCGACCACUCGGCUCACCGAAAACGCCUUCUACUGGCUUUCGCAGGCCUUGGCUCCGCUUGCGCGACAUUGUUCCUAGCCCUUCCCUCUUCCUCCCCAGUGUGGGUUCUCGCCGCACCACUCGCAAUCCUGGCAAACGUAGGGUUUGGGGCUUCCAUUGUUGCGCUGAAUGCGUACCUUCCUGCACUUGCGCGUGGAACCAAGGAGGUCAUUGCCACGCGUACAGCACUUUGGCGCCUCAACAAUGCACAUCCUCUUGACUUGUCUGACGACUCACCAUCAUUAGAAUGCGAGUCAGAACACCCCGAGGAAGAAGCGCAGCCUCAUCACCCGCUACUCUCGCACCAAGUACCAGCUACAGAUGCCGAUGUGGUGGCUGCCAAAGCUGCCCAUGAUAGCGCGCUCUCUAGCGCAACAGCUCGUAUUUCUGCUCAGGGCAUAGCGCUUGGAUAUGCGGCAGGUAUAGCAAUGCUCCUACUCGCACUGGUUCCUGUGCGCAUGCUGGGCGGAUCGACAUUCGCCCUGCGUCUUGCUGUGGGACUCAGUGGGUUGUGGUGGGCUCUCUUCUCUGUACCUGCUGCAAUAUGGCUUCCGGGGUCCUCUGACAUUGAACCCAAGUCAUCUCUGUCUCUGGCCGACGGGGAAGCAGGGGGUAUAGAAGAAGGGGAACGCGAGAGAUGGAAUACAUGGAGGGAAGUCCGGAACGCGUGGAGGAGAUUGGGUGGAAUGUUGCAAUGGCGGGAGAUCAGAAGGCUAAGAAACACCUUCGUCUACCUUUUCGCGUGGUUUCUACUGUCUGAUGGCUUCACGACUAUAACCUCCACUGCAAUUCUGUUUGCGAAGACGACUCUACAUAUGACGCCGUUCUCUUUGAUUAUCAUUGGAGUACUCACCCCCACCGCAGGGAUCCUAGGUUCCCUGAUAUGGCCCGUGCUCCAGCGGCGUGCUGGUUGGACGAAUCUCCGCAUACUUGUGACACUUGUAGGUAUGGGAUCUGCAAUUCCGGCAUAUGGGUGCCUUGGGUUCCUGCCCAUCUUCCAGAAGGGUGCACAUGUUGGUGGUCUCACGACUCCGGGAGAGAUGUAUGUUCUUGCUGUGUAUUUCGGUUCGGUAUACGGGGCUUUCCAGGGUUACGCACGUGCAUUCUACGCGGAGCUCAUUCCUCCCGGGGAAGAAGCUCGAUGGUAUGGUCUAUUCUCCAUCACGGACAAGUCGAGCUCCUUCGUCGGGCCCCUUAUCGUCGGCCUCAUUGCAGACACGACUGGUAACAUCCGCUACGCAUUCUUCUUCCUCGUGCUUAUGAUUUGGCUGGCCAUCCCGGCCCUAAUGAGUGUGGACGUGGAGCGAGGACGGGAGGACGCAAGGGCAUAUACAUACCACUUGUCUCCAUAA
Messenger RNA from Sparassis crispa, 1755 nucleotides. RefSeq names its product Autophagy-related protein. Gene Ontology annotation, biological process: amino acid transmembrane export from vacuole. Bases 1 to 1755 code for a protein of 584 amino acids. The record is from RefSeq and is a predicted model, not a curated record. Lineage: Eukaryota; Fungi; Basidiomycota; Agaricomycetes; Polyporales; Sparassidaceae. The transcript is spliced from 9 exons.